This is a messenger RNA of Helianthus annuus (common sunflower), 3558 nucleotides long. RefSeq names its product phototropin-2. The record is from RefSeq and is a predicted model, not a curated record. Bases 514 to 3261 code for a protein of 915 amino acids. The transcript has 23 exons. Gene Ontology annotation, molecular function: ATP binding; protein serine/threonine kinase activity. Lineage: Eukaryota; Viridiplantae; Streptophyta; Magnoliopsida; Asterales; Asteraceae. Gene Ontology annotation, biological process: protein phosphorylation. Gene Ontology annotation, cellular component: cytoplasm; nucleus; plasma membrane.
GACCAUUUAAAUAAUAAAGAGUACUAGUUGGAGGUCUUUACCAGAUAAAUCCUUGAGCAGAGUACUGAAACAUAACACGUCUUAUAAAUCUAUUAUUUUUUUCCACCGCAAAUGUAAGAUAUUCUUAAUUUCUCAUAUUUUGAAGUUUUUUAUUGGGUUUUGAUAUAAACCUUAGUGAGGGCUUCUAAAGUCCCUUCUUAACUUGUAAGAAACGUUAGAAAGGAAGAAAUUAUUUGAGAAGAGAUGCGUGGCAUACCGUACGGCGGUGUCUAAGUAUUGGGUAUUAUUAAGCCACGUGGCAAUAUUAAAUGAUGAACGUUAUCUUUCCAACCAACAAAUUAUCUCAUCACUCACCCAUUUCUAGACCAAACAUAUCCUUUUCAAUUUCUCCAUAACACUUCACACUCUACCUGCUGCUGCAUUCCUCCUAUUCAACACUAUUACAACUUCUAAUGCAUAAAGUACAACAUCUCACAGGUAGAGGGGAUCAGUGAAGCUUUAAAACUGUGACAAAUGGAAAUAUCUAAUGCUGAAUCAAGCACAAAGAAAACUAAUAACAAAUGGAUGGCAUUUGACAAAGUUCCUGAUCAAAACACACCACCAGUAGCUAGAAUCACUCCACCUGAAAAUGACCAGAUUGACAUAGAAACAAUAGCUGAAAGGACGGCAGAAUGGCCUGGAGGGGCGAUGGUGGCAAGUUUAAUUGCAGACGAGGAGGGGAGCAUGAGGAGCUCAUCGGCAUCAUGGAGGUCGUCGCAUGAUGACUCCUUUUCAUCCAAUCAGCCACGAGUUUCACAAGAGUUAAAAGAUGCUUUGGCCACCCUUCAACAGACGUUUGUUGUUUCCGAUGCCACAAAGCCAGACUGCCCCAUCAUGUAUGCUAGCAGUGGCUUCUUCACAAUGACCGGCUAUUCUUCCAAAGAAGUUAUUGGUAGAAACUGCCGGUUUCUACAGGGGAAGGAUACGGACCAGAAAGAGGUGGAUAAGAUACGCCAUGCGGUCAAAACAGGCACCAGUUACUGUGGCAGGCUCUACAACUACAAGAAAGAUGGGACCCCCUUUUGGAAUCUACUCACCAUCACUCCUAUCAAAGAUGAUAAUGGAAAGACCAUCAAGUUCAUUGGAAUGCAAGUAGAAGUCAGCAAAUACACAGAAGGUGUGAAUGAAAAGCAGCUUAGACCAAAUGGAUUGCCAAAGUCACUAAUUCGCUACGAUGCUCGUCAGAAGGAGACAGCACUUGGUGACAUAGUGGAGGUUGUACAGACUGUUGAGCGUCCGCGCGCUCGAUUUAGUAAAACAGAAAUUCAGGAGAAGAUCGUUGAAUCCCCACUUUCAGAAAAACCGAGUCUAGUUACACCUGGAAGAGAAACGCCCGUCUUUGAUCCUAAAGGCGAUGCAGAUUCUUUGACUGCAUCUAAUACAAAAUCCAAGAAAUCAAUUCGCAAUUCCUUAACCGGGGCCAAAGGAAGGACGUCGACCCACGAGCGUCAACCAAGUAUUGAGCCAGAGGAGUUAAUGACAAAAGAUGUAUCUCGCACUGAUAGCUGGGAUCGUGCACAAAGAGUGAGGGACAUGCGUCAGGGAAUAGACUUAGCAACUACACUUGAACGCAUCGAAAAGAAUUUUGUUAUAUCAGAUCCUAGGCUCCCUGAUUGCCCCAUUAUUUUUGCAUCGGAUAGCUUCUUGGAGUUAACAGAGUAUACACGUGAGGAAAUUUUGGGCAGAAACUGUCGAUUUCUGCAAGGACCUGAAACAGAUCAAGGAACCGUUGAUCAAAUACGAGCUGCUAUCAGAGAACAAAGGGAAAUUACUGUGCAGUUAAUUAACUAUACAAAGAGUGGGAAGAAAUUCUGGAAUUUAUUCCACUUGCAACCUAUGCGUGACCAAAAGGGAGAACUUCAAUACUUCAUUGGCGUCCAACUAGAUGGAAGCGGUCACGUCGAACCACUAAGGAAUCGCCUUUCAGACACCACGGAGAAAGAAAGUGCUAAGCUGGUCAAAGCUACAGCAGAAAAUGUUAAUGAAGCUGUUCGAGAACUUCCUGAUGCCAACUUGAGGCCGGAGGACUUGUGGGCUAUCCACUCUCAACGUGUCUUUCCUAGGCCUCACAAGAAGCACAAUUCUUCAUGGAAAGCAAUACAAAAGAUCACUGCAAGUGGUGAAAUAAUCGGACUUGAUCAUUUUAAGCCUAUUCGGCCUUUGGGAAGUGGAGAUACCGGCAGUGUCCAUUUGGUUGAACUGAAAGGUACUGGCGAACUUUUUGCCAUGAAGGCAAUGGAUAAAUCAGUAAUGUUGAACCGCAACAAGGUUCAUCGCGCUUGCAUUGAAAGGGAGAUAAUUGCACUACUAGAUCACCCUUUCCUCCCUACUCUGUACACAUCCUUUCAGACUCCAACACAUGUCUGCUUGAUAACAGACUUUUGCCCCGGAGGGGAGCUAUUUGCUCUGCUUGACAAACAACCGCUGAAAUUAGUCAGCGAAGAGUCUGCAAGGUUCUAUGCAGCUGAGGUUGUAAUUGGCUUAGAGUAUCUCCAUUGUUUAGGUAUCAUCUAUAGGGACUUGAAACCGGAGAACAUACUACUUCAAUCAGAUGGACAUGUCGUAUUGAGCGACUUUGAUCUAUCAUUUAGGACUCAGUGUAGACCUCAAGUCAUUAAGCAUCCUAAGCCUAAAAGAAAAUCUAGGAGCCAACCCCCACCAACAUUCUUUGCUGAACCAUUUACGCAAUCAAAUUCAUUUGUUGGGACAGAAGAAUACAUUGCUCCGGAAAUCAUAACUGGAGCUGGCCACACUAGCGCUAUCGAUUGGUGGGCUGUCGGUAAGUUUGUUUACUCUCAUGCACUAUCAAUCUCGGUGCCUUUCAGUUGUUUUAGUUUUUUUCAAUAUUUUCUUGCAGGCAUUUUGAUAUAUGAGAUGCUUUAUGGUCGUACGCCAUUUCGUGGAAAGAAUAGGCAGAAGACAUUUGCAAAUAUAUUGCAUAAAGAUUUAACAUUUCCAAGUAGCAUUCCGGUAAGUCUUGCUGCAAGACAGCUGAUUCAUGCAUUGUUGAACAGAGACCCUGCAGCCCGUUUAGGAUCAAACGGUGGUGCCAUUGCAAUAAAAGAACAUGCAUUUUUCCGUGGAAUAAAUUGGGCUUUGAUUCGCUGCAUGAGCCCACCACCGUUAGAUGCACCUCUUGAGUUAAUUAAGGCAGAUCCAAACGCAAAAGAUGUAGAAUGGGAUGAUGGUGCCAUGCUAGAUAACUCUAUGGAUGUAUUCUAAAGGGAAGUUAAAUGUAAAUCGUGAAUAAGAAAAAAUCCUGUAUAUGAGAAGUCAGAUUGUACACUGAACAUGUCACGCCCCAUAGGUUUGAUGAUUUCUUACUGCUACCCGACUUUUAUGCAUUCGUUUUAGGUAGCUGUAAGUCUUGACGGGUUCCGUAUUUCACUCUCGAGAUUGUUAAUUAUGUAAUUUUUGUAUCUACUUCAUAUUGAGUGUCAUAAAACAACAUAUGUAUUAGUAAAUAAGGAAUAAAUGUGUUGUGUAUUAAGCAAAGAUCAUUACAUAGCUUUCGUGGUA